AUGGAUUGGCGAUGGCUUACGCCGCUUUUAAUAACGUUAUGCUCAGUUUUAGCUAUUGUAAGUUUUAGUUUUAUAUUGAAUAUGGUAUAGUUUUAAAGGUUAUUUUGUGUUGUUACUUUGCUGUAAAUUUGGUUUUUGGAUUUUCAUUUUGAAAAAAGUUAUUAAGGUUUAAGUUGUGAAAGGUCAAGAUUUUGCCAUGGAUAAUAUAAUUUUGAAGGCUCAUAACUUAUGUAUACCUUUAUAAAUAACUAUAAUAAUUUGAUACAAUAUUACUAUGUAUAUGCUAAAUCUAAAUGCCAAUUUUUACCAUUACAGGAUGACAUACACACUGGCAGUGACCACAUUCCUGCCAAAAUCCACCUAACCGGCAUUCGGCGGAUAUCCAGGCCGCUGAUGCACGGUGCGCCAACUGCCGUGCGUCCACACACUCAUCAGCUACCUCUCGAACACACGAGUAGCGAGUAUGCAAAUAAACAACAAGAAUAUCGACCGGUCACACGACAUCAAACUUCAGGGUUAAAGGUAACGGCUCCAACUGCUGCUGUACCUCCAAAUUUGGCUUCGUUUCCAGUGUCGCGGGACGACGAUGAUGCUGUUGAAGACGUAACAACAACUACGGAGAGCGUAGAUGAACAUGAGGUAGGUUUGGCAGUUCUGGGUUUGUUGGUUUUGAUGUGACAGCCGGUUGAAGGGGCUGAAAGUUGAUCUUCAGCCGAUUUUUCGCUAUUUUUUGGUAAAAUCUUGCUAUUUUUGCUUUGUAUCUUCUGUGUAAUGCUUUAUAUGUCAUGUUUAUUUACACCAAUGUAAAGCUGAAUGUUUUUACGUUAUGCUAAUGAUAAUAGUCCAGUCCACUCACUAACAUUUUGCCAUUAUUUUUGCGUUUUGUUCAGCUUCGUCGCAUCGAAACCAGCCGCUUGAGAUGGCUGCCACCACGCCAAAACUAUAGGCGUAUGCUUCAGAAGCCCUCGUCCUUGUAUCGUCCACAAUCGUAUCGGCCGCGUCAGACCGUCAACGACAAUCCGCUGAGUCGUGAGGUUGAACGACAACGUCGCAUUCAGGUAAGAUAUAUUGUUUUGGUAAUAGUGACGUAUAUAUGUUUAUAAUUUGAUAUUACUGUAAUGUAAAAGCGUAUAUAUUGCUAAAUGUGUUUGUUUAUGUGGUAUACGUUACGUUUCUUCAUACGAAUAAGAGUUUUUAUGGAAAAGGUUUAAAAACAGAGCCGAAAAAUGGAAUGCCAAAUUUGGCGGGAAAUUUAAAAUUCAAAUUUUCUUCCAAAAAGUCGAAGUUCCAGGCCCGAUGGAGAAAGAUCGGCCCACUAGUAGGCCCAACUGGCUCCAGAUUCCAAAGAAUGAGACUGAUACAACAGAAGAAUUGGCGUCAUCCAUCAACCGAAGCUCCACCAACUACGGUCAUUACGACAAGAAUCACUCAGAUACCAUCGACUUCUAGAAGACCGUCUAAAGUGCCACCAAUCAAGUAUGUUACGCCAACUACACCGCGAACUUACACCGAUCAUCCUGUGGUUAGUCCAGCAGAAAUGGCUAUGAAAGCGACUGAACAAACUUUCCCUGUUGAGGAGUCUGUUGCUACCAACAAUAUUAGACGGUAGGGGGUUUCAAAGUCAAAAAAUAUUAGCUAAAUUAAUGUUGGUACGGUAGAAAAGAAUCUCUAUAAUAUGAUUUUAUAAAAUUUUUCAAAAUUUUAUUUUUCAAAAUUUUUAAAUUUCAAAUUUAAGGCAACAAACCCCAGUUCACUCGGUAGCUCCCUUUGAUGAACCAACCAAGAUUCAGAAGCCUGCACGUGCGUUCGGUGAACGAAUUGCGACACCGUAUCGACGUGGUGGGGCUAGAAGAGUACAAGGACCAGUAUUAGCUCCAUUACCUGAAGAUUCAACUCCAUUAAAACCGAUUCCAGCAAGAAGAGAGCUCCAACCGGCUGCUGAUGAGGGCCCACGGAUUGUUGAAGGUAGGCGGGGUUUUUUAGUCAGUAACGUUUUUAGUAUUUACAGUAUGAAAAUUUUAUUUACUACGCUGUAAAAGAGAAUAAUAGACUUUAAUUUGGUAAUGGAAUUAAAGUUACAGCAAGUAAAUCAAAAAAGUUAUGGCAUUUUGAACUCAAAUUACUACUUUUUCAGUAUUUUUCUAUAUUAAGCUGCAAAAAAUGAAAGAUUACUAUAGUUUAAACUACAGUAAUACAAACAUAUUUUUGACUAUAUUGUAGCCUAGUAUCUUAGCUUCAUUUUAAACCCAAUAAAAACCCAUACACUGCAAUAUUCACCUAAAUAUAUUAAUUUAAUCACCACCCACAUACAAUAUUACACUAGACAAUUUUUCAAACUUCCACGAUUUUUAUGCCAUUUUAUAACAAUUCGCUUAAAAAGCCGAAAAUUCCACAAAACAUCAACAAUAUAACCGUAUAAUACACCCACAAGCACCAUCUUUAGAUUUCACACCUUCUGCACUGCCUGUAGCCGAGACCAACAAUGGUGAUUAUCACCACCGUCAGUUGGGUAUGAAAGCCGAAAAACGUUUCAAAUUGGUACCAAAUCGACUUUCCUAUCGACCACGCCUCACCAUUCGGCGUCCUGGUAAAUAACGCGUGGUUUCUGAAAGUUUUCGUUGUGGGACCCAAAAAAUUUUGGAGUUUUUCAUUUUUUUUUGGUCUUGCAACGAAAACUUUGAAGCUUAUUUUUUUGGUUUUACUAACACUUGCAUCACUAUUCUAACUACACUACUUUUAUAUAUAUAUUUUUUCAAUUAAAGAACAUUUUAGUUUUGAUUUUUCUAUUUCAAAAUUUCUUGUUGUGCCAUUCUUUUAUCGACCAAAAUUUUAUUUCAUACCUAAAAUUUCAGGAGAGAAGCCUCAAGCUCAUGCUGAAGCUCAACGUGGUCUAAACACCCCAAUCUCUCUGCCCGGACUAACCUCAUUGGAAGAGCGUCGACCAUUACCUCAGUCUAACCUUCCUCAGCCGGCUUCUAGCCACUCGAUACCUCGAACUCGAGCUGGUAAACGACCGGUCGUUACUGGUUGGGAUACCGAGAGUGAGAGCUCUGACUUUGGUGCUGGAUUAGGACAGUCCACCGGAAGUGGUUUGGGAUCAGCCGGGUCAUCUGAAGGUCGUGGAGGAAGUCGAGGCCCAUCGUCCGCCGGCUUCGAGGAUUCUGGAGCCGGUUUUGGAGCCAGCAGAAGUCGUGGACCAUCAUCUGCUGGCUUUGACGAUUCAGUGGGCUCAUUGUCAUCUGGUUUUGGCGCUAGAAGUGGUCGAGGUCCAUUGUCAGCUGGCCUAGAAACAGAAGACCAAUUUGCUUCACCCAAGUCAUCAGCUUCAGAAACCUCAGAUUCUGGCUUCGUACGAUCCAAAGGUCCAGCAUCCGAUCCCGAAGCCCCAGGUUUUGAUCCAUCAGCUAUCGAAUCAUUAGGCGGUGGUGGCGGAUCAAGGCCGGAUGAAUCUGGAGCAGCGUUCGGAAGCUUUGGAACUCCACCACCGGGCUUCAACGAGGCCUUCGGACUGAAUGGAGAGCUAGCGAAUGGUGAGAAUGUUGAAGUCGAACCACCAACUGAACCACCCACGACGCGCCGGCCGCGCCCCACCACAACAGAAGGUCCAUUGGUGAUUCCGGAGAACUCUGGUCUUCGACCGGUCGCUCCGCCAAAAGAGUUGAGUGGCGGAUUCGGAAGCAGUAAUGGAAGAUCACCAUUUGGCGGAGGCAGUGGUGGCUUUGGUGGAGGCGGUGGUGGAUUCGGGGGAGGCGGUGGUGGAUUUGGAGGUGGAGCUGGAGGAUUCGGCGGAGGCGCUGGUGGACUUGGCGGUGGAGGAUCAUCAAGACCCAAGCCUACCCCAGCACCUCAAGAAGGUCCUAGCGGUAAGAUUUUUGAAGGUUUUGGGGUUAAAAAUGGUUUAGAAAUGAUUGGUGGAUAUUUUUUUUGGGCGGGGUAUAUUUUUUUGGGGAUGGAGUUUAAAUCUUUUUUAUUUUUGAAAAUUUGUAUUAUAAAUAAGUAUUUUUUUGAAUUUUAAAAACACAAAAAAACUAUCUUUGGUGGGCGGGGUAAUUUUUUUGGGGUGGAUUUUCAAAUUUAAAAAAAAAUUUUUUUUGGUUCACCUUUAAAAAUUUUCAGAAACAGACAUCUUCACCGGAGACUCAGCUUUAGUACCAAACAAGCGUGGUCCAACUGGCGAUGGUUAUGGUCCACCAGUCUUCCCAGGACAAGCCAUUCCACCGCCCGUACCAGCCGUCAGCGUGGGCGGAGAAGCGGCCGGUAUACCACCAUUUGGCGAAGAAGACAUUGGAGCUCAGCAUGUGAUGGAAGUGACUCAAAACACCCCCACCACAGUGAAACCAUCAGCUUUAUUGAGUAUAUUGAACAAGGCUGACGAGGGCUUUAACCAAGUCAUUAGUCAUGUCGAGGCUGGAACACCGGUCGAAGCUGCUUUGGUGGAUAUUAUGGAAGUGGCGUUGGGAAGUCAGAAGUUGGACAGUCAAGCCAAAUUGCUAAGUCAUGUUGACCGGACUAUUGGGUUGGACAAUCUGCAAAGGCUACAGAGAUGGAUGAAUACUGGAGGCGCGUUCGACAUGGUUAAGGAGCAGGUAGGACAAUAUUUUGAUAAAAUUUAAAAAAAAGAAUUGAUAUCUAAAGUAAGGAAAGUUAAUUUAUGAUUAAUUUCGUUUUUAAAAUGGCGUUUUAGUUUUAUUUUUACUUGUUUUGACAAUAAUACAAUAAAAAAACUAAAAGUGUUGGGUCUCACCACGAAAAUCUGAAACUUUUUGUUAUGUGUAAAAGACGAUGUGAUAAGGAUUUAAGAUUGAAAAUUUGAAGAAAAUAGUAAAAAGUUUUCAUUUUUAACUGUAUUAAAAUAAAAAAAAACUAAAAAUUUUUGGUCAUACCACGAAAAGUUGAAACUCUUGAUUUUGGUAAAAUACGAGCUUUUGAGUAGUUAUCUGUUAUAGUUCAAGCAAUUUAAUAAAAAAUAUUCUGUUUUAACAAUGUUAUAAUAAAAAAUAAGUUUUUUUGGGUCUCACCACGAAAACAUGCUAUUGUGUAAGUUGAGUCAAAUCCGACAACGGAGAAAAGUGUGUUUGCUAAAGAUUGAAAAUAUCUUUUAAAAAUACUGUUUUAUACAUUGAAAAACUUAAAAAAAGCACGAAAACUUGAAAUUUCUUUAUUUGAGUAAAAUACGUAUUUGUUUAAAUUUAAUCAGUUACAUAAAAAAUAUUUAAUUUAACAACAUUAUAAUGAAAAAUUCGAUUUUUUGUGUCUCACUACAAAAACCUGAAAUUUUUUAAUUUUUGUAACAUUUAUUUUGGGUCUCACCACGAAAAAUUAAAUUUUUUGGGUCCUACCACGAAAGCUUGAAAUUUCCUAAUUUUAUAAACACUCAUUUUGGGUCUCAACACGAAAACAUGAAAGUUUUUGUAAGUUAGUAAGAAAAAAGAUGAAACUUUUGACAAAACAUUAAUAAUGAACAUUUCCAGUUCGCCAAAAUCCUCCAGAACUACAAACCACCCCCAGAACGACAGAUCACCAUUCCACCCCAAUUCGAGUACCUGUUACAGCCGGAACGAGGAUAA
Bursaphelenchus okinawaensis is the source of this 5567-nucleotide messenger RNA. Lineage: Eukaryota; Metazoa; Nematoda; Chromadorea; Rhabditida; Aphelenchoididae. The record is from the annotation of a GenBank genome assembly.